CACAAAUAAAUACAGCAUUUAUUUAGAGAAGUAGAGUAUCUAUAAAGCAUUGCUUAGAUGCGCAGCACUCAGUGCAUGCAUUAUGAUUCACUCAACCACACAUACAUAAAGUUGAUUGAUUGAUUCAACUGCUAAUUGAAGAGAAGGAACAUCGCAGAUCAAAAGGAGAUGAUGAUGGAGAACCUGUUGGAGACGAUAAAGUCUCAGGUGAGCAAGCUGAAGCUAACGAAGAAGAAGAAGAAGAAGCCGUACAUAAAAAUCGAUAAGAGUGCGAGCGUGAAGGUUGAGAUCCGAAGCAGAAAGGCUCGCAACCUUAUCGACAAGACUCUUAAGGCUGCUGAUCGCCCUGGCAAAACCACCCCUAUCUCUUAAUCAUCACCUUCCUUAUGUAACAUUCAUUCACCACUCCCUCUAUCUUCUGAAUUUAAAUCCUCUAAUUUGAGAAAUUUGGUAUUUUUUACCCUAUUUUCAUUUAUGUAAACAAACUGUCCUUGUAACUAUGUAAAACAAAACAACAGUUUUUUUUUUUUAAGUUAGGAGUGAGACUCGAAUCCGAAAACUCUAGAUGAGGAUGGAAAGAUUAUGUCAUUUGAAUUAUAACUCGUUAACAACAAAACAACAGUCCUUGUAAUAGCUUUAUUUGGCAAUUAAUUUGUGGAUCAUAUAUUAUUAUACAUCCAUCUAUUAAUUGUUAGAACAUAAUAUUGUUAUCUGGUGA
Arachis ipaensis is the source of this 718-nucleotide messenger RNA. RefSeq lists its product as uncharacterized. The record is from RefSeq and is a predicted model, not a curated record. NCBI's taxonomy places the organism in Eukaryota, Viridiplantae, Streptophyta, Magnoliopsida, Fabales, Fabaceae.